Molecule: messenger RNA, 1144 nt
Organism: Alnus glutinosa
Lineage: Eukaryota; Viridiplantae; Streptophyta; Magnoliopsida; Fagales; Betulaceae
Product: probable aquaporin TIP3-1
Exons: 3
Coding region: 48-1034 (328 amino acids)
Biological process (GO): transmembrane transport
Cellular component (GO): membrane
Molecular function (GO): channel activity
Source: RefSeq, a predicted model, not a curated record
AAGAGAUAGAGCUAAAGCUAGAAGUAGUUGGCGGCAGCUGAUCGGAGAUGGCUGAGAAUGUGGCUAUAGCAGCGGAGGAUGAAGAAAGCUUCUACGUUGGAAGUAGAGUUCAACCUGUCCCCUUAACGCCAAUGCCAGAUCAACGUAGAUUUGAGGAAGGGAAGCCCAAUCCUAGUAAACUCACUGAGAUGUUGGGCUUGGAGGAGUUCUUCUCCUUGGAUGUGUGGCGAGCAUCUUUGGCAGAGCUAAUUGGUACGGCAAUAUUUGUUUUUGCCCUUGACACCAUAGUCAUAUCCUCUUUUGAAACCAAAACUGAAUCACCAAAACUUAUAAUGUCACUACUUAUCGCUAUCACAACCGCAAUUCUCCUCCUUGCCGUCAAUCCGGUUUCCGGCGGCCACAUGAACCCUGCCAUCACCUUAGCGGCUGCGCUUGUCGGCCUCAUUUCCCUUUCGCGGGCCGUCAUAUAUAUUUUCGCACAAUGUGCUGGUGCUGUGGUGGGUGCACUAGCACUCAAAGCCGUGGUAAACAGUACCAUUGAAGAUAUAUUUUCCCUUGGAGGCUGCACUCUCACCGUCAUUGCACCGGGACCAAAAGGGCCGAUUUCCAUCGGACUUGGGACAAGCCAAGCCCUCUGGCUGGAGAUCAUAUGUACAUUUGUGCUUCUUUUUGCUUCAAUAUGGAUAGCUUUCGAUCAUCGUCAAGCAAGAGCUCUGGGCCGACUCAUCAUUUUCUCCAUCAUUGGAAUAGUAGUGGGCCUCCUUGUGUUUGUGUCAACGACUGUGACAGGAGCCAAGGGCUAUGCUGGGGUCGGAAUGAACCCGGCAAGGUGCUUGGGCCCGGCAAUUGUUAGAGGGGGCCACCUAUGGAAUGGGCAUUGGGUUUUUUGGGCCGGGCCGACAAUUGCUUCUGUGGCAUUUUAUCUCUACACUAAGAUAAUUCCACGUCAGCAUUUCCAUGCCCAUGGGUAUAAACAUGAUUUCCUGAACAUUUUGAAGGCUCCCUUUGCUUCAGACCCUGUUCACAAGAAGUGAAAAAUGGUAACUCUGUUGCCAUGCCAUGAUGUAAUAACUCAGCAUCAGCCUGUGAAUUGUGAUUGUGAUGUGUUUACGUUUUCUAAUGAAAAAUCAAUUACCCCAUAUAA